Messenger RNA from Saccoglossus kowalevskii, 443 nucleotides. RefSeq lists its product as uncharacterized. The record is from RefSeq and is a predicted model, not a curated record. NCBI's taxonomy places the organism in Eukaryota, Metazoa, Hemichordata, Enteropneusta, Harrimaniidae.
AUGUUCCAUCAGUUUCGUGUGAAGCCCGAACACCAAGCCUUUCUCAGGUUUUUGUGGUGGGAAGACGAAGACUUCACGCAACCCCCAGUUGACUUUAGGAUGAAAGUCCAUUUGUUUGGAGCUGUUUCAUCGCCAGCAUGUGCAAACUUCGGCUUAAAACAACUUGCCAAGGACUACAAGCACCUUGGAGUAAAUGCUUCAGAAUUCUUGAAAAACAACUUCUAUGUUGAUCAUGGGUUGAAGUCGGAACAAAGUGUAGAAGCUAUGAAGGAUCUCAUUCACAAUGCUGUUGAGAUCUGUGAAAAGGGUAACUUGCGGCUACACAAAAUUAGUUGUAAUAAUUCUGAGGUAAUGUUAAGUCUACCAGAGUCUGAAAGAGCUAUUGUAACACAGACUGACCUUGAACCCAGUCAGAAGAGUUUUUCGCCAGAGAAAGGUUUUAG